AUGUCUAGCAUCGUGGAGAAAGUUUCUGACGCCGUCACCGACGUUACUGCCGCUCUUGGCAACACAUCCAUCUCUGACAAGCCCGCCGAGACCACCACUGGUGAGAAGGCUGCCAACACUACUACCGACAAGGAAGCUGUUUUGGCCAGUGCUGCAGAGGGAAGAAGACUUUACAUCGGUAACCUCGCAUACGCGACCACCGAGGGGGAGUUGCAAGCCUUUUUCAAGGGAUACUUAAUUGAAUCCACCUCUAUCCCAAAGAACCCACGUACCGAGCGUCCAGUCGGAUAUGCUUUCGUCGACCUUUCAACCCCAACUGAGGCCGAGCGUGCUAUCUCUGAGCUCUCUGGAAAGGAGAUCUUGGAUCGCAAGGUUUCUGUUCAACUUGCUCGCAAGCCAGAGACAAACGACAAGACUGAGACUGCUGCAAGCGGAGGAGAGGGUCAAUCUGGCGGUGAGGGUGGACGCCGCAGACAAUCUGGCCGUGGACGUGGACGUGCCCGUGGACGUGGAGGACGCCGCAACAACGCUUCCCGCACUGAGGAUGGCGCUACCGAGGCACCUGCUACCACUGAGGUUCUUCCUUUGACCGAAACUACCAACCAAGCCACUACUGAGUCCAAGGAGGCUAAGCCACAAACUACUCGCCCACCCCGUGAGCGUCGCGAGCGUGGUCCACCAGCUGAUGGAAUUCCAUCCAAGAACAAGGUCAUGGUUGCUAACCUUCCAUACGAUCUCCACGAGGAUAAGCUCAAGGAACUCUUUGCCGUCUAUGAGCCAACUUCUGCCAAGAUCGCCCUUCGCCCAAUCCCCCGUUUCAUGGUUAAGAAGCUCCAAGCCCGAGGUGAACCCCGCAAGGGUCGUGGCUUCGGCUUCGUUACUCUAUCUAGCGAGGAACAACAACAAAAGGCCGUUGCUGAGAUGAACGGAAAGGAAAUCGAAGGACGUGAGAUCGCCGUCAAGGUCGCUAUCGACAGCCCAGACAAGACCGAUGAUGAUGUCAACGCUGGCUCUGCUGAUGCCAGCGCCGAGACUGCCGCUGCCCCACCAGCCGGUGCUGAAACCGUUUCUGCUUAA
This is a messenger RNA of Botrytis sinoallii, 1077 nucleotides long. RefSeq lists its product as uncharacterized. Gene Ontology annotation, molecular function: mRNA binding. Gene Ontology annotation, cellular component: ribonucleoprotein complex; nucleus; cytoplasm. The record is from RefSeq and is a predicted model, not a curated record. NCBI's taxonomy places the organism in Eukaryota, Fungi, Ascomycota, Leotiomycetes, Helotiales, Sclerotiniaceae. The transcript has 4 exons. Bases 1 to 1077 code for a protein of 358 amino acids.